Messenger RNA from Mycena indigotica, 1377 nucleotides. RefSeq lists its product as uncharacterized. NCBI's taxonomy places the organism in Eukaryota, Fungi, Basidiomycota, Agaricomycetes, Agaricales, Mycenaceae. The record is from RefSeq and is a predicted model, not a curated record. The transcript is spliced from 7 exons. The coding region runs from base 346 to 1377 and encodes 343 amino acids.
GAACACCCAUGCACGACCUCGCUGGUGCCAGUCCGCCAAUGGACGUUCUCUCGCCACAGGCGCCUAUCGGGGGCCCGUCGGGCACUUGUCGGCCGUCCCCGCUCGCACGCCACCCCUUCCCCAUCCACCUUGACUGAUGGGUCUGAAUGGCCGGCGAUCUCGCGGGCUGUUGGCUGUUCUGCGACGACUGUUCUCGGCGAUAGCCUCCCGCAUUCUCAAUGCUCCACAUACCCCGCACUUCGCAACGUAACCAGGCGCCAAGCCCGCGUGCUAUUCGUGGCCCGGCCCCGGGGAAAACUGGUGGUUAUAAGGAGGGCACGGCGUUCUUCCCUUCAAGUUGACACUAUGCCUCUUCAGAACGUCUCCGUCCCGUUCGCCAACCUGCUGGGGCUGACGCUCGGCGGGAUGAUCUACGGCGCCUAUCUUAUCCUCUUUCUCUCGUCGAUCUACCUUUUCGUCAAUGGGUACACCGAAUACGGGCCCCGCGCCUCUCUCUCGCGCCGCUUCGCCAAGGCGCUCAGGUCGCCGAUCGUCAUCGCCAGCAUUGCGCUGUUUCUGACAUCCACCAUCACGUGGGUGAUGACGGUCUACCGCAACUUCCGCGGCUGGAUCUUCUUUGAAGGCGGCGCGGCGCCGAACGUCUUCUUCAACACGAAUGCGGACAUCUCGGAGACCGUGCAAGACGUUUUUCUCGCGCUUUCGCUCACGAUUGGCGACUCAAUGAUCAUAUAUCGCCUCUGGGUUGUAUGGCGAAACCCAUACAUCAUCGCGCUGCCUGUCCUCUGCGUGCUCGGCUUGUUCAUUUCUUUAAUCAUAACAAUUGUGGAAACGACUCGCCUUAGCUUGAUCGCGCUGGACACUUGGAUCACCCCCACGACAGUCUUCAUCCUUGUCACCAACGUCUACUGCACCGCUUGCAUCGGAUACAAGAUCUUCGCAGUCGCCGUGGCGACCACAGGUCACGUCGGGAACCGCAAGCUGACACACUUCCUCGCCAUCUUUGUUGAAAGUGCCGCAGGCUACACCUCCUGGGCGCUGCUUUACACGAUCCUCCACCAGCUCGACCGCAACCUGCAGUUCGCGAUCCAGAACACGCUCCCCGCGAUGCUCGGCGCCGCGAACGCGCUCAUCAACGCCCGCGUAGCGCUGGGACGGGCCAUCGAGCUGCGCGACGGGGCAUACACCACCAGCGGCGCGGGCAGCGCCUCCGCGAAAGGUGGAAUUCCGCUGAGCAUUCGUUUCGGGCGGCAGGUGCAGGUCAGCGACCCGGCCGGCACGGCGGGGACGCGGAAUAUGACUGUGAAGACACAUACGGUGGUGGGAGAGGGCACGGUCCGGGAGGAUGAUGGGAGUGUUUCCAAGCCGGAGGCCUUUUGA